This is a messenger RNA of Chara braunii, 1239 nucleotides long. The record is from the annotation of a GenBank genome assembly. NCBI's taxonomy places the organism in Eukaryota, Viridiplantae, Streptophyta, Charophyceae, Charales, Characeae.
CCCGUUGAAAUUUGCGGACUUCCAAUGGAUGCCCCUUCCUCGGUCCGGUCGAUUGCCGAAACCGCAUUGCAACGUGCUCAUGGCACAAUUGCGGGAUUACUUGCACACUGCAGUACCAACUCCGUUGAUGGACGCCGGAGUAGAGGUUGUCGACCUUCACGCCUACAUUGCGAAGAUCGACCGUGAGUUCAAGACACAACGAAGAACCAAGGAUUUGCGGUUGUGCAUCGAUUAUCGCAAGCUCAACGUGCAAACGAUCAGAAACGCGCGCCCUCUUCCACGCAUCGACGACCUUCUCGAACGGCUGGGCGGCGCCAAGUUCUUCUCCAAGCUCGACCUCAAGUCAAGAUAUCACCAACUCGAGAUCCGGCAGGAGGACCGCUACAAGACCGCGUUUAAGACGCGAUAUGGGCAUUUCGAAUGGCUGGUUAUGCCUUUUGGCCUUACGAAUGCCCCGGCCACUUUCCAAGCGGCUAUGACAACGGAGUUCCGACACAUGCUGGAUCGAUUCGUACUUAUCUACCUCGACGACAUCCUAGUGUACAGCCGGAGUUUGGAGGAGCAUGUGAAACACCUGCGCACCGUUUUGGAGCGCCUACGACAAGCCAAGUACAAAGCCAACCGCGACAAAUGCGAAUUCGCGCGGCUGGAGCUGGAGUACAUGGGACAUUAUGUGACGCCGCAAGGCAUCCGUCCGCUUGCGGACAAGAGCGAGGCCCUCCGCGUAUGGCCCGAGCCUACCAACACCACGGACGUUCGUUCAUUCCUGGGGUUGGCGGGCUACUAUCGGCGAUUCAUCACCAGAUACUCAAGGAUUGCUGCACCUAUGACGAGAUUACAAUCGCCAAAGGUGCCAUUCGUAUUCGAUGACGACGCACGCCGGCCAUUCCAAGCACUUAAGACGGCCAUGCUCAUGGCACCCGUCCUUAGCAUCUAUGACCCCACCCUGCCUACGAGAGUGACAACUGACGCUUCCGGAUACGGCAUUUGGGCAGUCUUGGAACAACACGACGGGGACGUCUGGCACCCUGUGCAGUAUUUUAGCCAUAAAGUACCUCCCAUCGAUUCGCUUGAUGAUGCAAGGAAGGAGCUGCUCGCGUUCGUGAUGGCUCUCAAGCGAUGGCGGCACUUCCUCCUAAAGGCGUAGGUUCACAUGGGUCAUGGACAACAACCUAUUGACCUACUACAAGACGCAGGAUACAAUGAGCAGCACGACCGGACGAUGGAUGUAAUUCAUCG